This is a messenger RNA of Cololabis saira (Pacific saury), 2606 nucleotides long. RefSeq names its product interleukin 1, beta (gene il1b). Bases 57 to 899 code for a protein of 280 amino acids. NCBI's taxonomy places the organism in Eukaryota, Metazoa, Chordata, Actinopteri, Beloniformes, Belonidae. The record is from RefSeq and is a predicted model, not a curated record. Gene Ontology annotation, molecular function: cytokine activity. The transcript is spliced from 7 exons. Gene Ontology annotation, biological process: positive regulation of gene expression; cytokine-mediated signaling pathway; immune response.
UGGCGCCAACGCAGCUCCUGACCUCUGAUCAACUUUUGGUAGUUUCUGCUGGAACCAUGCACGACUUUGAGCUGUCCGACGCCCUGGACGGGACUGCUGAUGCAGAACGGGUGGGGGAGCCCCCUCAGGCCAGACGAGUCGACCAAUCAGAGGGGACUGAAAACCUGCCCCUGAAGAUGAACGACUGCUAUGACAUGAAGGAUGUGAAAAAAGAAAUCUUCAAGAUCAACGAAGACCUGAACCUGAUGGUUUGCCACAACCCGAGGAGCAUGCAAAGCGUUGCUAACCUGGUCCUGGUGGCCAACUGGAUGAACCCUGGUGUCCAAAACAAUCAGCUCUGCAGCGUCAUCAUGGAUCACGUGGUGGAAGAAACUAUUUUCAACACCGAGAUGAACACACCCACGACUACAGAAAGAGUCACCUUUAGGCGGAUGAACAGCCAGGGCCAAUGCUUACUGUGCGACACCUCCCAGAAGAAUCUCAUUAAGGACACCAGAGACACGAAACUCCAGGCCAUCGUUCUCAAAGGAGGCGAUGGUGAUCACAAAGUGACGUUUAAAAUGGCCAGGUAUGCGGCUCCCUCCGUCUGUCAAGAUAACGGCCAGGCGGUCCUCCUGUCCAUUACUGACAACCUGCACAUUUCCUGCUCAAAGACGGGAGACAGCGUGGAGCUAAAACUGGAGAAUUGCUCGAAGAAGGACUUGAUUUACAUCACUAAGGGUGAAGACAGGGACCGCUUCCUGUUCUUCAGCAGAACCUCGGGGUUGACAAUAACCAGGUUCGAGUCGGUGAAGUACUGCGGCUGGUUCAUCAGCACUUCCUCUGUGGACACGAACCCGUCCGUGGAGAUGUGCAGAGAUGGCACCGACCAUCGCCUCACCACCUUCAAAACAGCCUGAAAACUGCAGAGAGCAGCUUCACCACACCGUUCAGCUGACCCCUGUUGCAGUUCUGCACUUCUCCACUAGAUAGAGCCAUGUGCACUCUCUCUCCUCCAUCAAAGACAAAAUAAACCAAAACAUCACUAAAACUUAGAAACUUUAUCAACUUUACUUAAAUAAUGCUGUUUUAGCUUUAUUAUGUGUAAUGUCUGUUGGCGAAAACAUAUUGACCAUUUUUUUUAAAUUUUUAUGUCAUCUCUUAGUUCACCUAUUUCUAUGAGCUUAAUAAUGCUGUUCUGAAUGUUAAAUGUUUAAAAGUGUAAUAAGCCAAGAAGACCUCCAUGUUAAUGUCUUGUAGUGACACUUUUAUUGUUUGAAUUUUUAUUGCUUUUGACAAAUAACAAAUAAGUUGUUGUAAACAACUGAAAUGUUCCUGAACAGACAAUAUCUGCAAGACUUUCUUCUUCUCUUGGUGGAUGAAAAUGAUCAUUUCAUUGAUUUAUCAAAUGUUUGAAGAGGAAACUGUAGGUAAGUUUGUAUUUGAUGGAAGGAACACGCCUCUGAAAGCCUGAAUCAUCUCGUCUAAUAACAGUCAUCAGAAACCAGAGAUGGGCAUGUAAAAGGACAUUGGCGGUCAUGCGCGGUUUCAUGACGGACGUUUUCAACCUUCAGGGUUUCUUGUUUUUUGAGCAUCCAGCAUUUGCGUGUCCAUCUCAUGUUCUCUCAUUUUCAAAGGAUGCUGCUUUAUUCUUCUUCUCCAACAUGAUUAUCGACCAUGACGCUCCGCUGUAACUGCAGUCCCUGCAGCUGACAUCCCAUUAUCUGUUUCGGCCUCCAUAAAUUAAAUGUCUUUACACUUCAUCAAAGCUUACUUACUUUUACUUACUUUUAAAAAGAAGUUAAAAUUGUAUUUGUCACUGUAAGGUUUUUUUUUUUUUGUAUUUUGUUUUUGUUUUUUUGGUUUACCAUGCUUUUUUAACAACUCCCAUCAUGUAACUUGUUUUUAAAUUGUAAGAUUUUUUAGUACUGAAUACUGAUAUUAAUUAAUGUUGUAUUUGUAAAUCUAUUUUGUAUGUCUUUUAUGUGGACCCCAGGAAGACUAGCUGGUCGCUACGGCGCCAGCUAAUGGGGAUCCCUAAUAAAAUCAAAUCAAAUCAAAGCAGAUGUGAAGACCCUCAGCCAAUCAGCGACGGCUCCGAGGAAACUGGGCGGCGUCUCAUUGGUGCAUCCUCCGCAGGUUGGCCCGGCGACACAUCAGGCGCAGAGCCUACUGCUUCCCUGUCAUCGGUAUAGACUUGCUUGUCAUGCAGCCUAUACCUUGUGGUCAUGGCUACUGUAGCCUAUUUUAAUGAUAUGCCGUCCCUUGUUGGCUUGUGUCAUGUUCUUUCCUUUUGAUUUUGGUUUUAUAUUGUGUAGUGUUUCUUUUUUCUUUUUCAGACCUUUCUGCACACAGGUUGUAGACAUUUUUGCUCAUACGUGCAGCGCUUUUUUGUGUGCUAUAUGGAUGUUUUAUUCCAAUGAUUAUUUGUUGUGACGAGUUUAACUCCUCAUACCACCUUCAAAAUGUUGCUAUAUGGUUCACUUGUGUUUUCGCCAUGAUGAGUGAUUACUUUCACCUGUGCUCAUUACCACACCUGUGGCUAUUUAUACGGGUUCCUUUCUCUGUAUUGCUUUUGCACUGAUGAAGGCCAGAUAGGCCGAAAUAUGUUGGCAGCCGUCUUUUAA